Xenopus tropicalis (tropical clawed frog) is the source of this 3160-nucleotide messenger RNA. RefSeq lists its product as uncharacterized. The transcript has 2 exons. Gene Ontology annotation, molecular function: DNA binding. Lineage: Eukaryota; Metazoa; Chordata; Amphibia; Anura; Pipidae. The coding region runs from base 1471 to 2853 and encodes 460 amino acids. The record is from RefSeq and is a predicted model, not a curated record.
CUACCUCCCACAGGACAACACCCCGGUGGGAGGCAGACUUCGCCUAUUCCGAGACGAGUGGCUUCGCCUCACUGCCGACCCCUGGGUACACGACAUAAUCUCCUCAGGUUAUCGGCUCGAGUUUGUGUCCAGACCUCCAAACCGUUUUUUCAUGUCAAGACUCCCUCCGGAUUCAAACAAACGCAACGCCUUCCUCUCCGUCAUCCAGGACCUGCUGGACGAAAGAGUGAUCGUUCCCGUCCCUUCGGGAGAAAAAUAUCAAGGUUUCUACUCCAACCUCUUUAUCGUUCCAAAGAAGGACGGAUCCUUUCGGCCCGUCCUAGACCUGAAGCACCUCAACGCCCUUAUUCGUUUCUCUCGCUUCAAGAUGGAGUCUCUCCGGUCAGUCAUCUCAGCCAUGAAUCCAAACGAGUUCCUGGUGGCCCUGGACAUAAAAGAUGCCUACCUACACGUGCCAAUUUUCCCUCCCCAUUGGAAGUUCUUGCGGUUUGCACUCAAAAACCAACACUUCCAGUUCACCGCACUCCCCUUCGGCCUCACCUCGGCCCCCCGGAUAUUUACCAAGAUCAUGUCGGCGGCCGCAGCCUCACUGAGGUCACGAGGGGUCUCCAUCACACCAUACUUGGACGACCUACUUCUCAAGGCCCCCUCCUUACCAGCAGCCACAUCCCAACUCUCCCUGGUCAUGCAUUCCCUCACCGUCCUGGGAUGGAGGAUCAACACGGCAAAGUCCAGACUAACACCUUCCCAACGCAUGCCCUUCCUAGGCAUGGUAUUCGACACGGCGCAGCAGAGAGUGUUUCUCCCACUGGAGAAGAUUGCCAGGAUCCAGAGCCUUGUCCGUCAGCUCCUACGCAACCCCCAACCCUCUGUCCGCCUGGCCAUGCAGGUGCUGGGGUCACUGGUGUCCUCCAUAGAAGCAGUUCCCUUUGCCCAAUUCCACCUAAGGGCCCUACAAUGGAACAUCCUGGAUCAAUGGAACCGCAGCUCUCUUUCCCAGCCGAUCAACAUUCUGCCCAAGACGAGAGUGGCCCUGACCUGGUGGCUCAACCAAGCCCACCUGGAAAAAUGACGCUCCCUACAUGAACCCCAGUGGCUCAUCCUUACCACGGAUGCCAGUCUCCAAGGCUGGGGCGCAGUCCUGGGACACCUUACCGCACAGGGAACCUGGACGGCUGCGGAAGCCCGCCUUCCGAUCAAUAUCUUGGAAAUCAGGGCGGUACGCCUAGCUCUCUACCAUUGGCAGAACCAACUCACAGGGCGCGACAUCAAGGUCCAAUCGGACAACGCCACCACCGUCGCUUACCUCAAUCACCAAGGGGGCACGAGGAGUCGACAGGCCCUCAAAGAGGUCAGCCGCAUUCUAACGUGGGCAGAAGCGAGGGAAGUCCGCCUCUCUGCCAUCUACAUUCCCGGCCUCGAAAACUGGCAAGCCGACUACCUCAGCCGACAACGGAUCGAUCCAGGGGAAUGGGCUCUGAACCCCGGAAUAUUCCAAGACAUCGUAGAUCGCUGGGGCCUUCCAGAGGUGGACCUCAUGGCCUCCCGUCACAACCGCAAGGUGACACAAUUCAUGUCCAGAUGCCGAGACCCCCUAGCGUUGGCAGCAGACGCCCUAACGACUACGUGGGACUUCGAUCUCGCAUAUGCCUUUCCGCCUCUCCCUCUUCUUCCAAGGGUCAUCAGAAAGAUCAGAUCAGAGCGAUGCACAGUCAUCCUGAUAGCUCCUCAUUGGCCCAGAAGAGCAUGGUUCACCGAACUGAUGGCUCUCAGCAGAUCAGAACCGUGGCCGCUACCUCAGACCCCCGAUCUACUCGCUCAGGGACCAAUCCUUCAUCCCAAUCCAGCCUUCCUGAAUUUGACGGCGUGGAGAUUGAGUCGAUAGUCCUCAGACGUAAAGGAUUCUCCCGUGACGUCAUACGCACCAUGAUGGCAGCCAGAAAACCCGUCUCUUCCAAGACCUACCACCGAGUAUGGAAGACCUACAGAGACUGGUGCGAAAACACUGGCCACUCUUUUCAGGACCUAUCGGUCCCUCGCCUCCUGUCCUUCCUACAAUCAGGUCUGGACAAAGGUCUGUCGCUAGGCUCCCUCAAAUCUCAGAUCUCCGCACUCUCUGUGCUCUUCCAACAACGUCUAGCCAUCCUACCCGACGUCUCCACAUUCAUCCAAGGGGUAGCACACAUUUGCCCUCCCUUCCGGGAACCUCUGCCCCCAUGGGAUCUCAAUCUGGUCCUUUCUACCCUACAAACUCCUCCAUUCGAGCCGCUAGCCACCAUUCCCCUAGCCUGGCUAUCCUGGAAGACCGUAUUCCUUCUGGCCAUCGCCUCAGCUCGCAGGGUGUCAGAGAUCAGCGCACUGUCCAGUCAACCUCCAUACCUUAUAUUCCACGAGGAUCGAGCAGUACUACGGACCAUUCCAUCCUAUGUCCCUAAGGUGGUCUCGGCCUUCCACAUCAACCAAGAUAUCACCGUUCCAUCAUUCUGUCCUAAUCCGGCAUCACCCAAGGAGGUAGCGCUACACUCCCUCGACCCAGUGAGGGCCCUUAAAUUCUACCUACAUCGCACCCGAGACUUUCGAGCCACAACCUCUCUAUUCGUCCUCCAUUCCGGCCAUCGGAAAGGACACCAGGCAUCCAAGACCACCAUAUCUCCUCCCAUUCACAUCACAGCUCAUUCUACCCGGGGCAUAGGAUCUUCCUGGGCCUUCAGAAACAGAGCUUCAGCCGAUCAGGUCUGUAGGGCCGCCACUUGGUCCUCCAUUCACUCUUUCACCAAAUUCUACCAAUUCGAGAUCUUCGCAGCAUCUGACGCGCACUUCGGUAGAAAAGUGCUCCAGGCGGCAAUAAAUUAGUCCUCCUAUUGACCUACUAUCCGCUUCUCCCACCCUGAGAGCAAGGGACAGCUUUGGUAUGUCCCCAUGGUCCCUGUGUCCCACAGACACCUGUUAGAGAAAAGGAAAUUUUGUGAUACUCACCGUUAAAUCCUUUUCUCUCAGGGUGUCUGUGGGACACAGGGCUUCCCCCCCUGGAAGCGGAUAAACCUUCUGAACUUCCUUCUGCCUACAUGUACAUAGUUUUCAAGUUGACUGUUACCUUGUGGUUCUUUGUGACAAAACUGGUGAAGGCAGGAAGUACUGGGGGGUAUAGCAGCAGGGAGGA